Molecule: messenger RNA, 4379 nt
Organism: Neolamprologus brichardi
Lineage: Eukaryota; Metazoa; Chordata; Actinopteri; Cichliformes; Cichlidae
Source: RefSeq, a predicted model, not a curated record
AUGAUUGACAGCAACUUCAGGAAGAAGGAGGACGAGAAAGUAGAAAAGGACCAGGGACUAAAGGAACAAGUGGAGCAGAUGCAGAAGCUAUUUUUGAUCUGUGUGUGUUCUAGGUCACGACUCGCUGACUUCUUUGUCAACUGCCAGCCGGAGCCCCGCUCGCUGUCAGGCUGCCUGAAGGAGAACUAUGCAGACUGCCUCCUCGCGUACUCGGGUCUGAUUGGUACUGUCAUGACUCCCAACUACCUGCGCUCACCCAAAAUCAGUGUCUCUCCCUACUGCGACUGCAGCAACAGCGGCAACAAUAAGGACGAGUGUGACAAAUUCACUGAGUUCUUCACAGAGAACACCUGCCUACGUAACGCCAUCCAGGCCUUCGGGAAUGGAACUGAUGUCGGGGUGUGGCAGCCCAUGUCCCCCGUCCAGACCACCACCUCCAUCACCACCCCCUACCAAAGAAACCGUGAACGCAACCCCAACACCAUUGACAACCACAUUAACACAGACCCUGCAAUCUAUCACUUCUGCGGCAGCCUACAGGCUCAGAAAUCGCAGUCGAACUCGAGCGCCGAUGGCGUCAUCUGUGUGGACCCUCAGAUAGAUGGUCCAAGUACCUCCAACGCCAUCCCGAGAAACUCUGCUGCCUCCAGACGGCCCGAGGGCCCGGCCUCUCUGCUGCCCCCGCUGUUCUGGCUGUGGUACUGCAGCCUGCCGGCGCUUUCCUGGCAAGGCAAUUUGUAGCUGCGUCACUUCCCAGCAACAAACAGACUGACAAACACAUUUGUAUAAAAGAAGACAAACAAGGAAUUAUAUCCUUUCUUUUCAGUUAGACCUGUUGUACUUUUUCUCUUGGAUUCUGUCUUUUAAUUCCUGCUUUGAUUUGUUUUGGGUUUUUUUAAUGAAUUUUUGAAAAGCUUUGUUGUUUCUUUCUCUUUUUUUUUAGCAUUGCUGCUGUGUGCUAAAACAGUGAUCUGCUAUACAUGUUAAUUCAAGUUUUGACUGUGUGCUCACGUUGGGUUAGUCGGAGAUGUUCGUACCCCGCUCACUUGGGCAGAGAUGAGAAAAUACUGGAAGACUACAUUCCAAUAAACCACAGCGUGUGACUCUUGGAACACAAUGUAAACGAACAUCAAUUUUCAGAGUUGUCUGAUCAGUUUUCACCCAUGUCUGUUUGUGUGUUGAGGCUAUAGGUGGGAUCUUUCGCUUAAAAGUCACAGUGAGUUCAGUAAUGGCUACAUAUUAUCACUUGGGCAGCCUUUUAGGUGUUACUCCAUCUCCUCUGUGGUUUGUGUCUGUUUUGAUAAUGGCGUGAUCUGGUAUUUUACAUUUUUAUGAGCUGAAUUAAAUGUCACUUGACGAAAAAAAAAUAAUUUUCUUUUUUUAGGACAAAAUACGUUAAUUUAAAACGUCAGAGAAGUUUAGCGCCCAAACUGUUUUUAUUGUAGCUCAUACUGAACACAGAUUGCCGCUGGCAGAAGCACACAGGCAAAGUCCCACAAACACUUGAUGCACAUUUUCACACAGUCAGACAGAAACACACGGCAACAGCAACACACUCGGUCCGAGGCUUUCGGCUCCCUUUCUUCACUUUAUAAAACGGCGUGUUGCUCAGCGAUCACAGGUCGGGACGCUGCUGUGGACGGCUGAAUCCACUCCACUCGUUAGUGAUUGUACAUACUUGCAAUUGUCCGAACCAUGUUUAACGUUUCUUUUGGAGAAGGUAAGAGAGAAGCUGCUAAAGUUUUACCUGAAUUUUCCUUUUUUGCUUAGAUGAACGCCACUGCAUCGAGCCCACAAAAACCAGAGCUGACAAAAAAGCAGGCUUGCUGCUGCAGAGUGUAAUCAGCACUAUCGUGCAUCCAUCGGUACAUCGUCUUCUGUCACUUCUGUGUUACAACUUAUUGCCUCAAUUGUAAAACUGUCAAAGCAUGUUCAGAGAGGAAAUGUUAAAUUUAAGCUGACCAUUUGCUAAACCCCAUAAGCCGUAGUCACUGUUCCUAAUUAAUUCCAGUAUGGCGAGUUUCAAAUGACAUAAAAGAGGCAGAAUCAGGCAAAGAUCUGUCACAGAUACUUUAUAAUCUCUAACUAACAAGCUUAUUUACAUAAUUAACAUUUACUGGUUAGACAACGAGAACCUCAAAUGAGGGUUUUUGUUGUACACUUGCAGGCUACACGCCAACUCUGCUUCCUAAUAUAAGCUGUGCUGUUUGCCUGAAAUAUGCUAGAUGUUUGCUAGCCUUCACCUCGGCUAAUUCAGGUCACUGAACUUGACCCCUCGGCCAUAUUCGUGGUGUUGUUACCUUUUGGAGCAUUUCUAGUGUGAUCACUUCCUGUGUGGUUAAUUUGGCCAAUAGUCUGUCCACUAACUCUGUGCUCCAGUUUUAAGGGGAAGUUCUCAUCUUUUAAUUGUAUAUUACUUGAAUAUUAUCAACAGGUAUGUGUCUGUGCAGUGUAACAGUUCAGUCUGUGGGUGCACCUUCCUAAGAAAACUUGCUAGUGCUAGCUAACAGCUUAGCACUUGACUCUGUGGUCCUAAUCUGUCACUUCUAGUUCCAAAAACAAACAAAUAAAUAACAAAGUAUCCAAAGUUCAGUACAAGCUGCUUUAAAACAAGACGCACACACAAUAGAGAGCCUAUUGUGUUUCCAGGGAAACCGUGAGCAUGCAUUUAGCAGACGUGCAAAUACAAAUUAUUUUGUUCUAAUAUGUCAUCAUUAGCAACUUGGAAAACUAGAAACAGUUUUGAGAAUGAGAGCUAACUUUGGUAAAUGUUCCGUGGAUGAUGCUCCGGAGGGCAAAGAGUCCUGAUCUGACAGUGUUAGUUGUUAAUAACCUGAUAAUUUUCUAAUUUGAAUUAUAAAAAAUAUCAACUUAAGAGUUGAUUUAGGUAUUUAAAAUGGAACGUUAGCGUCAGGAGAUGAUACCACCCUUCCUACUUUUCAAAUAUUGUUAAAUUGCUCUUCGUGACCACUUUGUCAUGUUGAACAGACUUCAAAGCUUGACACCUUAAGCACAGGCAGGAGUUUAGCAAAUGGUUACUUUUGUCUUCUGAUCUAUAUGGAAAUCAUUAGUGGUUUUGUGCGUCUACUUUGGACGACUACUGGAAAAAUUUAAAAAAGGAAACACACAUUUUUCCAGCUUUUCCAUUGGAGGCAAAUAAAAUCUUAGCUUUUAAUUUUGACACAUUUCUCUGUGAUCGGGAUACUUGUACACAUCUCUGUGGCAUGUUCAGCACUAGCCACUGACGAGAUGCUCAUCACUCGCUGCUUAGGUUUAUGUCGCUUCUCAAAACACAACUAAUGUAUAGUAGAACUUUAAUGUUAUUUACCGAGCAUAAACAUGGUAUAUUCACUGUAUGUGCUUGGCUGAAACUAUGAAUUGGACAAAUAAAUGUCUGAUAAUAUUCUAUUUCAGAGCAUUGUGAGCUAUUUUGACAUUCAGAUACAACAUAGAGUACAUUGAAUAAGCCAGAAUAUUGUUUUUUAUAACAACUUAAAUGUAUAUUUCUCUCAGUAUGUACAUGAUUAUGGAAUAUUAUUGCAUCUGAGGCAGAGGAUAUCAUUAUAACUCUCUUACUGUACCUUUAAAAACAGCUGUAUUUCCUAAGCAUACUGUUUUGUACCAUAGCCCCAUUUAUGAUGUGUUGACAGGUUUUUCGUUGUUUGUUUGUUGUUUGGAUAAAAAUGACACUUAUUUUUCUAUCUUUUACUAAUUUGUGCUCUUUCGAUGAGUUGAAGUUAAUGAGAUGGACCUGCUAAAGAUUUAAAUGGUUCUUUUUUUAUGCUGAAGUUAAGGAAGACAAAAAACUCAUUGCAUGGUGUUAGAAGUCAAUAUUUAAGGACAGAUAUAUUCCGGACCAUGCUUUGGAAGGAUCUUUUUAUGGUGUGUUUGAAGAUGGUUGGGGACGUGGGAUGAUUCCCACGAACUGAAUGUCUGCAGUUUGGAUGGGAAGUUGAAGAGAAAUCUUAUUAGUUGAUGUUUUACAAAAAGCCCUGCCUAGGACUGAUUGGAUUUCUAAGAACUGCGUCUUAGAGUAUGUGUGAUCAUUUUAUAUUUGAAUCCCAGAGCCGUGUCUUCGUGGUCUUUGGAAUAUGAGAGUGACUCAGUGCUUUCUGAUCACAGAAGGCCUCAAAACUGGGGACACUUCCUCACAAUGAAAGGAUCCCCACUUUUGGACCAAACAAACAGUAGAGAUGGUAAAUAUAUUUGCCGUCCGUCACAGUCCCAUUUGUUCUUUUGAAAUACCAGAAAUACCAGCUUUUGUUUGUUUGAUUUUGAGUUUGCAGACUCCCUUAGCUAUGUGGCAUCAUCAACUUCUUAGCUUGUGAAAAUGUAAAAUCUGUUGUACAAAAAGUUAUAAUUAAAAACUGUUAAAUCAC